AUGACGAACCCCACUCCCGAAAUCACGCAAGUGGUGGAAGCAGUACCCGGUACGACGACACCCAUCAGCCAGGCUAGUACCUCUACUGUGAAUUCGUCAACUGAUCCUUCUCCCGCUAAAGUCGAGGAGAAAAUCCGGCGAUUUGACUUUGGAUUCAUCCCUAUUCCUACAUAUCUGCGCCAUCACCCAGAAAAGCCCUUUCAUUUCACGCUGGCGCUAAAUAUUUUCUUCGGAAUCGCGAGCACACUGACUGUAGGGAAUCUGUACUACUGCCAGCCGAUUCUUGUUCGACUCGCGCAGUCGUUUGGCGUCACAGAUGAGGAAAUCACCAUAAUCCCUACCCUGACACAGGCCGGGUAUGCGGUCGGCUUGCUACUUAUUAGCCCACUCGGAGACCUAGUUCGUCGUCGACAACUUUUGCUUUUGCUUGGAUGUAUGAUCGGCGCAUUCACUCUUGGACUCGCGCUUGCUCCAUCUAAGAACAUUUUCGGCGGGCUUUCAUUCGUAAUGGGGGUUUUUACUGUCGUACCCCAGAUCAUGAUCCCCUUGGCAGCAGACUUGGCACCCCCGGAACGACGUGCAUCUGCUAUUUCGAUCGUCCUCUCUGGACUUUUGCUCGGUAUUCUAUUUGCUCGAGUAAUAUCAGGAAUCAUUGCCAACUUCGCUAGCUGGCGAAUCAUAUAUUGGAUAUCAUGCGGUCUACAGUUCGGUAACGUUUUUGCAAUGUGGCUGUUUGUGCCCGACUACCCAGCCAAGAAUACUGGCCUUUCUUACCUCGGUAUUCUAUAUACGAUGGCACGCUACGCGGUCACUGAGCCAACCCUUAUUCAAUGUUGUUUGAUUGGAUUCCUUUCAUCCGCAGUUUUUGUCAACUUUUGGGUUAACUUGACUUUCCUUUUGGACGAUGCCCCAUACAACUAUUCAACACUAGGAAUCGGCCUCUUUGGGCUGAUUGGUAUGAUGGGAGUUAUGACAGCGCCGUUGGUUGGCCGAUUUGUUGACAAACUCGAUGGUUGGACGACAACCAUGAUUGCCAUCAUGGGUGGUAUCGGAUUCCAGGCCAUAUACACAGGGGCAGCGGGGAUAAACAUCGGUGCUGUCGUUGUCGCAUGCUUCGGUAUCGAUGUCGCAUCACAAAUGAACCAGGUUUCCAAUUCAAGUCGCAUAUAUGCCAUCGAACCUUUAGCGCGGGCUCGAAUGAACGCCGUAUUUAUCAUUUCGUUGUUCCUCGGUCAGGUCAUGGGAACUUCCGUCGGCACACAAGUGUACUUGAAGUACGGCUGGCGGCCUAGCGGUGCUCUCGCCCUCGGGUUUUACGGAUUGCAACUGAUAUUGUUAUUCAUUCGUGGCCCUAAAGUUGGACGUAAGACAUGGCUUGGAUGGAAAGCUGCACCAAAGGAGCCGGAGGCUGCAGCGCCUAACCAGGCCCAGGCACGGGCAGAGAAGGAUGCCGAAGCACAGGAGGUCCGCCAGGUUGAAACUCCUAACCUCACGCCUAGUUUGGUUUGGUUGGUUUCAGUUCAUUUCGCCCAUCACGAACUUUGA
Rhizoctonia solani is the source of this 1545-nucleotide messenger RNA. Its product is annotated as major facilitator superfamily transporter. The coding region runs from base 1 to 1545 and encodes 514 amino acids. The transcript is spliced from 11 exons. Gene Ontology annotation, biological process: transmembrane transport. Gene Ontology annotation, molecular function: transmembrane transporter activity. The record is from RefSeq and is a predicted model, not a curated record. Lineage: Eukaryota; Fungi; Basidiomycota; Agaricomycetes; Cantharellales; Ceratobasidiaceae.